GGGAUUUCUUUUCAGGUGAAAAAUGAUGGUCGUUUUAGUGGGUCCUCAAGAUUGAGUUUGUAGGAGAGAAGGAGCUCUAUUUUGGAUUAUCUGUUUGAUUUUUUUGAAAAUGACGGAUGGGCGGCGACAUUCAGUAGAUAUCCCCAUCUCUAGAACUCUUGUGGCACUCAGAAGAGUGCGGUCACUGAGGGAUCCGUCAACUAAUUCUUUGAGCAAAUUUUCUAAUUUGCUUGAAAAUGUGAAUUGGGAAACAAAUUCAAGCAAUGGGAUUUCUCUGAGGUUUGAAAAUGGUUGUAAAGAAGGUGUUUCUCAAAAUAACGGUCUCUUAUCAGAAUCUUUAGGUUUGAAUAGACUGAGAAAUGAUCAAGGUGAUGAUUUGGAAAUGCAUGGAGGCUUGCCUGAUUCUAAAUUAAUGACAAGUCAGACUUUCGAUCUGGAAGAAAAUGCUGAUAAUCCUUGUAGAAGGAAUCACGUUAGAGGAUUAGAUAAUUCUUCAUCAAAUGAAAAGGAGGUUUAUGGAGAUGAAUUACUCAAUGAAAGAUAUUGUGGUGAUCAUAGGGAUAAAGAAUUAGACUUGGCUUGCAUUGUGCAUCCUAGUAAUUAUAUGGAAGAUGUAGGUUCGUGCAAGGGGCCAAAUGUAGGAUCAUUAUUGAAGAAAAAAACAGACCAUUCCAUGUCAAAAUGGAAAUCCCCAUACAAAAAUCAAACUAGGUUCACAGAUGAUGUUGGUAGUCUUGUAAGUACUCCUUGCCCUUCUAUAAGUGAUGCCUUGUCAAAUCGUAGCAUGUCAUUAUACACAGAUGAAGAGGUUGAUGUUGUUGACAGCAGUUACCGUGGAUGUGGACUAAGCUACUGCUGGUCCAGAACUCCUCGGUUCAGAGAAUCAAAUCCUUCUGAUGUAGAAGACCAUCCCUUGUUAGCUGGGGACGUUAGUGACACAACUCUUCAUGGACAUGGGCAACACAACAUCAAUAAUGAAAUUGCUACUUGCUCUGAAACUCCUAGGAGUUUGAGUCAGAAGUUCAGGCCAAAAUCUUUCGAAGAAUUGGUUGGACAAAAUGUGGUUGUGAGGUCUCUAUUGAGUGCCAUUUCAAGAGGAAUGGUAACGUCCUUUUACCUCUUUCAUGGUCCUCGAGGUACUGGCAAGACCUCUGCCGCAAGGAUCUUUGCUGCUGCUUUAAAUUGCCUCUCAAUUGAGGAGCACAAGCCUUGUGGUCUGUGCCGAGAGUGUAUUUUGUUCUUUUCCGGUAGGAGUAGGGAUGUCAAGGAAGUGGAUUCUGUGAGAAUCAAUCAAACAGACAGGGUCAGAUCCAUUAUGAAGAAUGCAUUCGUCCCACCCCUUUCAUCACACUUUAAGAUAUUCAUUAUUGAUGAGUGCCAAUUGCUCCAUGGGGAGACAUGGAUGACUGUUUUAAAUAGCUUGGAUAACAUUUCACAACAUGUUGUCUUUGUAAUGAUCACUCCUGACCUGGAUAAGCUGCCACGAAGUGCAGUAUCUCGCUCCCAAAAAUAUUAUUUUCCCAAGAUAAAAGAUCCUGAUAUUGUGAGCAGAUUGAGGGAAAUCUGUGUUGCAGAGGAUCUCAAAUUUGACCAGGUUGCUUUAGACUUCAUUGCUACUAAAUCAAACGGUUCUCUCAGGGAUGCGGAGAUGAUGCUUGAUCAGCUCAGUUUGCUUGGUAAAAAAAUUACAAUAUCCUUGGCCUAUGAGCUUAUAGGAAUUGUUUCUGAUGAUGAAUUGCUUGAUUUGCUAGAUUUGGCUUUGUCUUCUGACACUUCAAAUACAGUAAUAAGGGCCAGAGAACUGAUGAGAUCAAAAAUUGAUCCAAUGCAACUUAUUUCACAACUUGCAAAUCUCAUCAUGGAUGUUCUUGCUGGUAAAUGUCAGGAAUGUAGUUCUGAAGCUAGGAAAAACUUUUUCAGAAGGCACAAUUCUGAAGUGGAUAAGCAGAAAUUGAGUCAUGCACUGAAAAUACUUUCUGAAACGGAGAAACAGUUGAGAAUGUCGAAACAUCAAACCACAUGGCUCACUGUAGCUUUAUUGCAGUUAAGCUCAGUGGAGUCUUCAUCCUUAGAUCUAAGUGAUUCGAAGUUGAGUCAGAGAAAUGCACAUGAGAAAGAUGGUGAUUCUUCUAGCAAAUUGUCCCCUUGCGAGAGCCUGAAGCAUUUGGCUGUCCAUUGUUCCUGUGAUGACAACAAAUCAAAUAAAUUUGGAACUCAGGAGGAUUUUAAAGGAAAAUUGGAAUUGAUAUGGAAGAAAGCUACAGAAUUAUGUCAAUCUAAAUCACUGAAGAGUUUUCUAAGGAAACAAGGGAAAAUGUUGUCUCUUCAUGUUAACCAAGGUGUGGCAGUUAUCGAAUUGCAAUUCCAUCAUCCUGACUAUGUAUCUAGGGCUGAGAAGUCCUGGAAAUUGAUUGCAAGCUCUCUUCAGACAAUACUGGGUUGUAAUGUUGAAAUACGGUUACUUUGUGCUCCCAUGUCAAACUUUGGUAAGACAAGGAAGUCAUCUUUCAAUUUGUUUAGUUGUUCACGCAGAAUUCAGCAGAGGUCUUUAUCAACCACAGAUUGUGGGAAUGAUUCUGAAUAUUCUGAUUACAUUUCUGAAAAACCUGUCAUGAAGGAUAGGCAUGUUUUGAAUUGUUACUCAGAUUGUGGAUCAAAUAUGUCAAAUAACUCUUGUCACAGAACAGACGUGGUAGGAGCUUUAAGAAAUAGUCAGGGAAAUGUACUAAGUACUGGUACACCCUCUUCCCAGAGAAUAAAUCAACAUGAUACAUCAAAGGCUCCUGGUUAUGGAAUCAACUCUUUAGGGGAAGAGAGAAGCACUUGUGAGUAUAGUGAUUUAUCAAUUCAAGAGCCGGAAAUUCAGCCAAGUUGCUUUCCUACAUCUUUAAGGCUUAAAAAGAAGUUAUACACAUCAGAUACUACUCAAACGGGCCAUGCAAGUAACCGACAAGAAAACAAGCUUGCAUUGUCUAUCCCGAAUAACAAUUCUUUUGAUACAUAUAUAGGUGUCAAUGACCCCUGUGUUUUCUAUGGCAGCUCAACUAAUCACUCGGACAGCUUCAGAGAGGAGGAUGGAUUGAAAGAGUACUCCAAUGUGCUUUGUUGGAGAACCCCCAUUCCCCCAAGGAAGGCUUGGCAGCCGGCGCAUCAACAAAAAAGGUCGAACAUAGUGCAGUGCAUUCUACCCUGUGCGAGUGCUAAGUAGUUGUUGUAUCGUAUGAGUCUGAUGACUGAGCAGAUGGCAAACAUUUUUGGUAGCUGCACUGCAGAAGAGCUUCAAAUAUACAUAAUUUUUUCCAAAGUUUUGUAAGUAUUUGCAGAACGUGGAGAUCAUCACAGGGCAUAAUGUUAUUGUGAUAUGUAUAGCAGUUGAUUUGAUUUUACAGAAUAAGCUUCUCUUUGGCAUUUAUUUUCUACUGAGAUGCUGAAGUUUGCCUAAACUUUUUCCCCUCUGGGUCGUAGUUGAUCAGCCAAAAUUCCAUAAUUUAAUGAAGUUUUCUUUGUACUA
Molecule: messenger RNA, 3511 nt
Organism: Mangifera indica (mango)
Lineage: Eukaryota; Viridiplantae; Streptophyta; Magnoliopsida; Sapindales; Anacardiaceae
Product: protein STICHEL-like 2
Exons: 7
Coding region: 110-3208 (1032 amino acids)
Biological process (GO): DNA-templated DNA replication; DNA repair
Cellular component (GO): DNA replication factor C complex; DNA polymerase III complex; nucleus
Molecular function (GO): DNA-directed DNA polymerase activity; DNA clamp loader activity; ATP binding
Source: RefSeq, a predicted model, not a curated record